Messenger RNA from Trichoplusia ni (cabbage looper), 2226 nucleotides. RefSeq names its product glucose dehydrogenase [FAD, quinone]-like. The record is from RefSeq and is a predicted model, not a curated record. NCBI's taxonomy places the organism in Eukaryota, Metazoa, Arthropoda, Insecta, Lepidoptera, Noctuidae. The transcript is spliced from 4 exons. Gene Ontology annotation, molecular function: flavin adenine dinucleotide binding; ecdysone oxidase activity. The coding region runs from base 1 to 1926 and encodes 641 amino acids.
AUGCCUUCAAAGAAGAGAUUACUUCCCGUCGCUGGCUCGCCUCGAGUCUCGCAUGAUGCUUGGGGAGGGCGCGUGCCAAGUUACAUUGGUCGCAGGUUGCCGGCAGUGGUGGUGGUGGUGUGGUGCGCGGUGUCGGCGCGCGGCUGGCUGCCGGACUCCUACUCGCUGCCGACCGGGGUCCUGUUGAAAGAUGGACAGCAGUUUGACUACAUAGUGGUGGGCGCGGGCGCGGGCGGCGCCCCGGCUGCCGCGCGCCUAGCGCUCGCCGGCGCCGACGUGCUGCUGGUCGAGGCCGGCGGAGAUCCCCCAAUCUUGUCCAAGAUUCCAAGUGCAGCAAUGUCUCUCCUCGGGUCAGACAUCGACUGGCAAUACAAGACGAUACCUAACAACGUAUCUUGCCUCUCUUCCCAAGGUCAGCAGUGCCGGUUCAGCCGCGGCAAGUGCCUCGGCGGCUCCACCUCCAUCAACUACAUGCUGUACACGCGCGGCAACCGACACGACUUCCGCGACAUCCCGGCUCCCGGCUGGACCUGGGACCACCUGCAACCAUACUUCCUCAGAAGCGAAGGUUUGCAAAACCUCGAGCUGCUUCCAGAAUCUUCUAAACCAUUUCACAACACCACUGGUCCAAUGCGAAUCGAGUUUUUUGAUGACCCAGAGAACCCUUGGCAGUCCAGACUGAAAAAGUCUUUUAAAUCAUUAGGAUUUCCUGAAAACCUAGAUGUCAACGCUGAUUCUCAAAUAGGCGUUAGUCAAGUUAUUGGAUACGUAUAUAAAGGAGAACGAAUGAGCACAGCUCGAGGAUAUCUCAGCAAGAGAAGCGUCUCCGUGACUCUGAAAGUCGCUAAAAACACUUUGUGUACUGGAGUCAUUAUAGACAGGAAUAACAUAGCCCGCGGCGUCACUGUCAUCCAAGGUCUUCGGAAGCUAAGAGUGUAUGCGAGGCGAGAAGUGGUUCUCAGUGCCGGAGCAAUCGGUACCCCACAUUUAUUGAUGCUGUCAGGUAUCGGGCCGGCCGAGCACCUGAGGAGUAUGGGCAUCACAGUCAAGGUUGAUUCUCCCGGCGUCGGCGCCGACAUGAACGACCACACUCUGCCGCUUUUAUUAGCUCUAGUGGAUAAAACUACAGGAGUCAAUGACGAUUGGAUUCAACUCGUGUCGCGACUACAAUAUUUUCCAGAACUCAUUAUCAAGCGCUCAGGUCCUCUGACUUCCAACGGCAUCACUGACAUUACCACAUUUGUAAACUCACGUUGUUAUGACUUCCAACAGAGACGGCUUCUAAACGUUAGUUUCGAUGGCAGUAGCUGCGAGCUGCCAGACUUGCAGAUCAUUCACGCGUAUAUAUUCAAGAACAUAGUUCCCCUUACUCGGCCUCUAUUCCAACGUGCCAUUGGCUUCAAUGAUGACGUCGUUAACCAGAUCAGCAGAGCUAACGAGAGGUAUGCCAUAAUGGUAAUAACGCCGAUACUGUUGGAGCCCUACUCACGAGGAUACAUACGUUUGGCGAGCUCCGACCCCCGCGUCCCUCCUGCUAUAUUUCCCAACUAUUUAGGUGAAGACCGGGAUGUGCAAACCUUAUUGCGUGCCAUUAGUAUUAUCGAACAGCUGGUUGAAACGAAGCCAUUUAGGACACGGAACGCGGGACUUCUCCACUUGGAGCUGGCAGGGUGCCCGCGCGUGGAGCAGGACCGGCGCGGUUACUGGGAGUGCUACACUCGACACAUGACGUUCUCGGUGUACCACGCGGCGGGUACGAGCGCGCUGGGCCGCGUGCUGGACGCGCGCCUGCGCGUGCGCGGCGUCAGGCGCCUGCGCGUCGCCGACCUGGGCGCGCUGCCGCGAGCGCCGCGCGGGAACACCGCCGCCGUCAGCAUGGCCAUCGGGGAGAGAGCUGCCGAGUUCAUCUUAGAGGACAAUAAAUAAAGACUGAUGCGGUCCCCGACGCCGGUACACCGGAGUCAAGAUAGGAUAACAAACACUUUGUUUUAAAAUGUAUGUGUCGGCUGUGACUGAUAGAUUGAUCGGGUUGUGAUGACUGCUGUUUGAGGAAUGAUGAUACUACUGUAAAGAUUUUGUUCCAAUCUAAAUCUGCAGUAAGCGCUUAUGCAGGUCUGCUCUCCGAGAUAAUUAUAUUCUUGUAACUGUUAAAUCAGGGAGCUCAGCGAGUGUUAGUCUGCAGGAGUCGUUACUGUUCAUGUUAAUAUUAAAUCUUUCCGAGUCGAA